AUCACCUGGUGAGGGAUAGUGUUAACCAGUGACCUGUCAUCACCUGGUGAGGGAUAGUGUUAACCUGUGACCUGUCAUCACCUGGUGAGGGAUAGUGUUAACCUGUGACUUGUCAUCACCUGGUGAGGGAUAGUGUUAACCUGUGACCUGUCAUCACCUGGUGGAAGAAUAGUGAGAAGUGUGCAUCAUCAGGGAGCAGGUGGCCACACCCAGGGGCCCACAGGUGCAAGACUUGUUAUAACGUUGUGGCUGUGGCUGCUGUGAAGGUAAAGUGAUUACUUCGGUGUCUCAUCCGUCUACCAGAAUAAUAAGGGGCAGAUAUCGCCUAGAACACACACACAUGCUGAAGAAACUGUGAGUCCUCCGCCGGGUGAUGGUUUCCCUACUUAGGCCUCCGUUCCUGUAAGGAGGACUAAGAAAGCGGCAGUGUAGGGCACCGUUGUGGUUUAAGCUAUGUCGAAAGACACACUGGAUCUCCUCCUUACCACCAGGAAGUUGACACUAAUCCAGUAAGGCAUUCAGAGCAAAGGGAGAGCCAUUCACACCAUACAACCCAACGCCGGCUACAUCUACCUACCAGGUCCCCGCCCCUUCCCUUCCAGCUCAACACGAUCUUAGGCUACUUAGUUUAGCCGAGCGAGCAAACCUUCAUUAUCCUCCCGGUAACACACCACCACUAACUGUUACGUCCCUCCUUAAAUACAUACUAGUGGCUCUUAGAAAACAACGUGUGGUAGUUUUGACCGAUAACACUGAUAAAGCUGUAUGUCAAGUGUUGUGAAUUGAUCUUUGAGUUGGUCUACUGUGCAGGUGAAUUAACACAUCAGUAAGUCUGGUAAAACUUUGUUGAACUAUGAGAAAAAUCUGGAAAAUGUUGUACGGUACCGAUGUGCGACAGAAGUAAACGACAACAAGAAAAGGCAAGUGUGACAUAGGCUUUUACACCAAUAAGUACAAAUAAUAUAUCAUAUCGAAUAAAAGGUGAUACAUAACUCAAGUGCAAUAAAACAGUGUUAACAAUUUUACUGAAUAAAUUACGUCGAAGAACACAAUUAGUGUACAGCUAUCCACUGAGGUGUGUAGAUUAUAGUGUGGAGGUGAAGCAGUGCAUCCUCCCCCACACCAGUCCGCCGCCACCAUCGUCUGCCAACAUUAACCAUGGGUUUCUGCGCCUCACACACACUCUUCACCAUGAUCAUCUUCCUCAUGGUGUCUCUCCAUAAGGAGACGCAGGUUGAGGGUGUGAGCGCAGGACGGUUCUGGUACUCGUCAGCGCGAGGGUGGGGCCACAAGGAGCUAUCGGAACCAGUCUGGGGACACCCGCCCAGGAUUCAGAAAAACCGCCGGAUACCCGACAUCAAGGAAGGCCACAUGCACAGGCUCGACCACGGGGCGGCGCGGGUGGUGCAGUCAUCGCAUUACGAGCUGGAGUACGUUCUUGGCCGCAAGAUCAUCUUCAUCUGCACGGCGCGCGGCAACCCUCGACCCCGCAUCACCUGGUACAAGGACGGCGUGGAGCUAUACGCCCACAACUACUUCCAGGUGCACGAGUGGGAGAUCGGCCUCCACAAGCUGAAGAGCAAGAUGGAGAUCGACCCUGCUACCCUCAUGGACGUGGGCUACUACGAGUGUCAGGCUAACAACAAACACGCUGUCGACCACCGUGGCUUCCGCACCCAGUACACCGCCGGCCUCUAGUGUCCAACACCCAAUACACCGCCGGUUUCCAACACCCAAUACACCGCCGGCCUCCAACACCCAGUACACCGCCGGCCUCCAACACCCAGUACACCGCCAGCCUCCAACACCCAGUACACCGCCGGCCUCCAACACCCACGUACACCGCCAGCCUCCAACACCCAGUACACCGCCGGCCUCCAACACCCAGUACACCGCCGGCCUCCAACACCCAGUACACCGCCGGCCUCCAACACCCAGUACACCCCACCUGUACAACACCCUGAUCUGUACAUCGCUAGCAUAAAAAUGUUAGUCCUUUAUACACCUUAUACUGUAACAGUGUUAUCAGAACAUUCCUAGUGAAGUAUCCCACGGCCUGUACUGACGUGUGUAGCACUGGCCAAUAGUGACUUUACAAAAGUGUGCAUCGCACAAAUUUGGCGAUAAUUACUGUAUUGUAGAUAGUACCUGGUGUGUGGCGAGGGGUGUUUAUAGUGUAGACGGGACAGCAACACACCCUGCACCGCAACCUCUCUUCUCUCUAUCUCUUGGACCACUCCUCAUCUGUUAAAUCUGACCUCUGACCUUUGCACUCUAGGUGAUGGGAGCGUUACACAAUUAUUAUCGUGGUGAUAUCUCCAGGUGAAACACCCAGGGGCAGUGUGGGAGGGAGGUGGUGCAGGGGCGGUGGCCAACCCUCACUACCCUUUGACGAUUGAUCACUAUUGACGCCACAUGACUCCCCUCCCCCUCGGCGGCGCUCGGCUCCACCACCUGUCAUUUUACUCACGCCUCAAAAUCUUUCCCCAAACUCAUACAACAUAAAGUUUUGAGCAGGGCGCCGAGACACAAGUCCCGGUGAUGGUGGGAGCCACACCACACUCAACCUUCCAUCACAAAGACAAAAGAUCGAUAUCCCCUUGGCCCGGUGCUCAUCAAAGCUCCAGCAUCCAGGAAUCACACCAUGAAAGGAAUUUCGUUUCAAUUAAGCGCUCGGAAAGGGAAGUGUGCGAGUCUUAAUACACGAAUGGAUGUAAGUUUAAUGAAAAAUCUCUUCCAUGGGCAGUGAGACUCACACUUGGUGACUGGGAAAUAUCUUAACAUUUCCCUAACUUCGGCGUUCAAAAAAAAUAAACAGUGGUAGGAGAUGGUGCUGCGCGUGGUGGCUAUCCUUGGGCAACAACGCACCUUAACAAUAGUCUUGGUGUUGACAGACGCUUCACUCCCGUGCUCCAGGUUCACCGUGGCGACCAAAUAUAUUCUGAGGUUUAUAAUUGCAUGGGCAGUAGCCAGGCUGAUUACCUGCUGUCCUAAUACAUAGUCCACACGUGUUUUAUUCUUUUAAGUAACGUAAGUUAAAACUAUAUUUUAUAUGACGUUUGAAGAAAAAAUAUUAAGGGUAACUCGACCGACCUUAGGUAUAAAAACUUCGACUUUAA
This is a messenger RNA of Homarus americanus (American lobster), 3119 nucleotides long. Its product is annotated as immunoglobulin domain-containing protein oig-4-like. NCBI's taxonomy places the organism in Eukaryota, Metazoa, Arthropoda, Malacostraca, Decapoda, Nephropidae. The record is from RefSeq and is a predicted model, not a curated record. The transcript has 5 exons. The coding region runs from base 1159 to 1698 and encodes 179 amino acids.